This is a messenger RNA of Copidosoma floridanum, 939 nucleotides long. RefSeq names its product retinol dehydrogenase 13. The record is from RefSeq and is a predicted model, not a curated record. NCBI's taxonomy places the organism in Eukaryota, Metazoa, Arthropoda, Insecta, Hymenoptera, Encyrtidae.
UUAUCAGUUUGACAACAAAUAAAUACUUUGGUCUUUUAAUCAUGUGUUGAGUUGAGACUAAAUUUUUUUUCAAACAAGUAGUGUUUAGUCACUCUCGCAAUGGGUUCCCUGCCGAAGCCACUCUUAUGGGGAAGCUCAUUUGCAGCGUUGUACGGAGUUUCCUAUCUAGUCAAGGAUUAUUAUAGUGGUUCCAUGUACGAGGGGAAGGAAAAGUUGACAGACAAAGUGGCUAUUGUCACCGGUGCCAAUAGCGGAAUUGGAAAAGAAGUGGCUUUUGGCUUGGCAAAGAGAGAUGCAAAAGUUAUCAUGGCAUGUCGUGACAUGAUAAAAUGCGAAAAUGCUCGACAAGAUAUUGUUUUCGAGACCAAGAAUAAAUACGUUUACUGCAGAGAAUGCGAUUUGGCUUCGCAGCAGAGUAUCAGAGAUUUUGUGAAUCUGUUCAAAAAAGAACAUUCAAAUCUGCACAUUCUCGUUAAUAACGCCGGCGUUAUGAGAACCCCUUACAGUUUCACCAAGGAUGGAAUCGAAAUGCAAAUAGGUGUGAAUCACAUGGGCCACUUUCUAUUGACUAAUCUAUUGCUCGACACGAUGAAAGCCUCUGCUCCUGCCAGAAUCGUGAAUGUAUCCAGCUUAGCUCACCUAAGGGGGAAUCUCAAACUUCAUGAUUUAAACAGUUCCGAGUACUAUGAUCCUGGUGAAGCCUAUGCUCAAAGUAAAUUAGCCAAUGUUAUCUUCACCAAAGAAUUGGCCAAAAAACUAAAAGGUUUUUUAAGCUCCGGUUUACUUUGGAGUCUUCUUUUCAUGAAUGAUUCGUCAUUUUGUCGGAGUAUGCAAUUUAACGAAUUUGCAAGUACAUCGUCUUUAAAAAAUUGUCUCGAGAAAAUAUCGAGGGAACUUUAUCGAUUGUCUGAAACGGUGAUUGGAGUAUCGAGGGAUUAG